Cyprinus carpio (common carp) is the source of this 1717-nucleotide messenger RNA. Its product is annotated as secreted frizzled-related protein 3-like. Gene Ontology annotation, biological process: non-canonical Wnt signaling pathway; canonical Wnt signaling pathway. The record is from RefSeq and is a predicted model, not a curated record. Gene Ontology annotation, molecular function: Wnt-protein binding. Gene Ontology annotation, cellular component: cytoplasm. Lineage: Eukaryota; Metazoa; Chordata; Actinopteri; Cypriniformes; Cyprinidae.
CAGCUGCUUCCAGUCUCUUUCUGUCAGCAGGAGCUGGAGGAGAGAUCAGUUCACCAGCGCGCUCCUGAAGUGAGGAACCCGACGAGCAUUUCCAGGAGAGAAAUUAUUAUUAUUAUUACUUUCACCACCAUUUCAGCGAGAAUUUAAAAAAUAUGAGCUUUUGUUCUCUGUGUAUCUGGUGCAAUACUUCAGAAUGCUGAAGUUGGUUUGAGGAACUUUGUUUUGGGGAGAUUUUACGCGCAAGAGUCUCCAGCUCUUUAGAAGACCUCCGCAUGCCCUUAGUGAAUUAUAAAUAGCGUCGUCUCUCAAUUGUGUAUUUUUUUGUUAUCACCAAAAACAUGUUUUCCUACGAGAUGUUCAUCUGCGUCCUGGCCAUCGCCUGUCUCCUGGAGAUCCCCCGAGGCACCGCGGCCGCGUCCUGCGAGCCCAUCCGCAUCCCCAUGUGCAGGACCAUGCCGUGGAACAUGACCAAGAUGCCCAACCACCUCCAUCACAGCACGCAGGCCAACGCCGUGCUCGCCAUCGAGCAGUUCGAGGGGCUCCUGGGUACCCAGUGCAGCCCGGACCUGCUGUUCUUCCUCUGCGCCAUGUACGCGCCCAUAUGCACCAUCGACUUCCAGCACGACCCCAUCAAGCCCUGCAAGUCCGUGUGCGAGCGGGCCAAGUGCGGAUGCGAGCCGGUCAUGAAGAAGUAUAACCAUACGUGGCCGGAGAGUCUGGCCUGCGAGGAGCUGCCCGUCUACGACCGAGGAGUCUGCAUCUCACCCGAGGCUAUAGUUAAGGCGGAGGGGCCAGAUAAUCCUUACUAUCAAGACCCUUCAAAAUGUAACCCUGAAGGAAAUCCAGACUUCCCAAUGGAUUCACAUAAUGUCAACUGCAAAGCAGCUAAUGAUCGGUGCAAAUGCAAGUCUGUGAAACUUGUUCAAAAGACAUAUUCAAAGAACAAUUACAAUUAUGUCAUCCGGGCAAGAGUGAAAGAGAUCAAGACUAGAAAUCAUGACCUGAGCGCCAUCGUGGAGGUCAUAGACGUCCUGAAGUCUUCUCUGGUCAACAUCCCUCGGGACACCAUCACUCUUUAUUAUAACUCUGGGUGCCUGUGUCCUCCGCUAGUAGCCAAUGAGGAAUAUAUCAUCAUGGGUUAUGAAAACAAGGAAAGGUCCAGACUGCUGCUCCUUGAUGGAUCCAUUGCACAGAAGUGGAAAGACAAAAUGGGCCGGAAAGUGAAGCGCUGGGACCGUGAGCGGGACCGAGCAAACCCAGGCGGGAGUAAUACGAGACAGAGCCGCCGCUAACUUUCCUUAGAAAAACCACACGGACAAGCCGAGGAGGAGAGGGGGUUCAAAAACUGAAAAAUUGCACUAUUGUACUUUUGUUUGUUUGUUUUUCAUUUUUUGGCUAAGACAUUUUUUUUUUUAGUUGUUGCUUUAUGUUUUAUUGUUGUUAUAUUCUCAUAAACAAAAUGUUGCCUUUGCACAAACAAAAUGUUGUUUUGACAUUGCUUUGUAUACUUGUUGGGAAAGGGUGGCGAGUGUCGGGCAGCGUUUGCCCAUCAAAGAGAGAAGGAAUGAACGGGAGGGAGGAGUAUUUUUCUAGCGGCGUUGAGGUGGAGAGCCACGGAGAUGCCAGUGUGCUUUGACAUGACGCAGCACUCCAUUGAGCUCUCUGCGCACAAAAGCAACAAACGUGCUCUCAUCACAAACUGCAGCUGCGAAUAACC